Messenger RNA from Eremothecium cymbalariae DBVPG#7215, 609 nucleotides. It is a transcript of the gene EMP24, whose product is annotated as Emp24p. The coding region runs from base 1 to 609 and encodes 202 amino acids. Gene Ontology annotation, biological process: endoplasmic reticulum to Golgi vesicle-mediated transport; protein retention in ER lumen; Golgi organization. The transcript has a single exon. Gene Ontology annotation, cellular component: endoplasmic reticulum-Golgi intermediate compartment; COPII-coated ER to Golgi transport vesicle; endoplasmic reticulum. NCBI's taxonomy places the organism in Eukaryota, Fungi, Ascomycota, Saccharomycetes, Saccharomycetales, Saccharomycetaceae. The record is from RefSeq and is a predicted model, not a curated record.
AUGAAACUUUUAACGUUUUUUCCUUUGGUUUUAAUAUCCUUGUUACAACUAUCUUCAUGCCAUAAUGUUCAAUUACCACCAUAUGGCCGUCGGUGCUUUUUCGAAAAGUUAAGUCGUGGUGAUGAACUGUCCAUUUCUUUCCAAUUUGGUGAUAGGGAUCCCCAAUCUCGUGAACAACUAACGGGUGAUUUCUUCUUGUAUGAUAGUGGUGAUAAUCAAUUGACUGAAAAAUUAGGCGUUUCUCAUGGCGAUGUUGCUAUUCGUGCUACUGCUCCUGGCAAAUAUACUUAUUGCUUCGAUAACCGAAAAUCCGGAUCGCGUACUAAGGAUGUCAGUUUUAAUAUCCAUUGUAUCGUUUACGUUGAUUUAGACGAUCCUAACUCUAAUACCUUGGAUGGUGCCGUUAGAAUGCUAUCUAAGUUAACUAGAGAGAUAAAGAAUGAACAGAGUUACAUCGUUAUUAGGGAAAAGACUCAUAGAAAUACUGCAGAGUCCACUAAUGAUCGUGUUAAGUGGUGGUCUAUCUUUCAACUUGCAGUGGUCAUUGCACAAUCAUUAUUCCAAAUAUAUUACUUGCGGAGGUUCUUUGAAGUUACUUCCUAUGUUUAG